UAUAUAUAUGAAUGUCUCUGUGUACAAAUAUAUAUUACAUGCACACACAUACAAAAAAAUAAAAACCAAGAAAUGUCGCAGAACAAAGUUUGAUAAACUAAGGAAAUCCAAAAUAUUACCGUAGUUUUGAAGCUAAGACACUCACACCCACAUCGCCGGAGACGCUUCUUCAUACAUUCAAAGUGUUUGCAGACACUCCCGCAUAUAAUAUGGAGAAACAAAGUUACGUUCACGGCGAAAGAGAGAGAUCAUAUCAAUGGAGGAACGAAGACUUUGACUUCAGCCGCAACAGCAAUUGUAAGGAGGAGAAGCAGAAGAAGAAGAGAUUUAGCGAGGAACAGAUAAAAUGGCUAAAGGAGAUAUUCGAGAAGGAGAAGAAGCUGGACCCGAGGAGGAAAAUGGAGGUGGCUCGGCAGUUAAGGCUCGAACCCAAACAAGUGGCUAUAUGGUUCCAGAACAAGCGAGCCAGCUCCAAGUCCAAACAGCUUCAGACUGAUUUCGCUACCCUUCGAGUCCACUACGAUUGCUUGGCUCGCGACUUCCAGAAAUCCCUGGAAGAGAAACAUCAUUUGCUCUCACAGGUGCAGAAACUGAGAGCACAGACGUCAGAAAAACAGCGAGUGAAAUCUCUUGACCAAGACUCUGAGGUAGACCGGGAGAUUGAUAACCGGGAUCAUGGGAACCGGGCCGGAAUCGAACCCGAUGGAAAGGUCGGUUCGUCGGGCGAGAGCACGAAGACGGCAGAGUUCGGAUCUACGGGAAGUGAAGACCUUCUUUUCAAGUCAGAGGUUUACUCAUGGGCUCUGUCUGAUAAAUGGGCCGAGCUUCUCGAGUGCUUGGGCUUCUAG
Tarenaya hassleriana is the source of this 848-nucleotide messenger RNA. Its product is annotated as homeobox-leucine zipper protein ATHB-12-like. Bases 210 to 848 code for a protein of 212 amino acids. The transcript has 2 exons. The record is from RefSeq and is a predicted model, not a curated record. Gene Ontology annotation, biological process: positive regulation of DNA-templated transcription. Gene Ontology annotation, molecular function: sequence-specific DNA binding; DNA-binding transcription factor activity, RNA polymerase II-specific. Lineage: Eukaryota; Viridiplantae; Streptophyta; Magnoliopsida; Brassicales; Cleomaceae. Gene Ontology annotation, cellular component: nucleus.